Molecule: messenger RNA, 1760 nt
Organism: Durusdinium trenchii
Lineage: Eukaryota; Dinophyceae; Suessiales; Symbiodiniaceae
Source: the annotation of a GenBank genome assembly
AGACGUUCAUCCUCAAGGGCUUCUAGCUCAUUAUUUUGCGUGGCGUGUUGUAGAAAGCUUCCAUGACUGCUGCGACCAAUGGUAAGGACCGGAGCCGAUCUCCAAAGAAGGAAUUGAAGACCGAUCCAUCAAAGCUCACGGACAAGGAUCUUAAGGAUGGAUUUUCUGCGGACGAGAUCUUCAACUCGAGCACUACCAUGAGUGGAUACACAUACGAUGACUUGAUUUGCUUGCCGGGCCACAUCAACUUCGGAGUUCAUGAUGUCAACCUCUCCUCGCGCUUCUCCAAAAAGAUCACUUUGCGAACACCUAUCGUCUCCAGCCCCAUGGAUACAGUUACCGAGUCCAGCAUGGCCAUCGCCAUGGCUUUGGAAGGUGGCAUCGGGGUGAUUCACACAAACAUGAGCAUCGAAGCUCAAGCCCAGGAGGUGGCUCGGGUGAAGAAGUUCAAAGCUGGCUUCAUUUUGGACCCUGUUUGCGUGCCGCCCACCAUGACCUUGGAAGAGUUGGAUGCCUUGAAGCAGAAGUUGGGCUUCACCGGCUUCCCGGUCACAGACUCUGGGAGGAUGGGUGCAAAGCUGUUGGGACUGGUGACCAAGCGCGACUGUGACUUCAUUGAGGACCGAAAGACUCGGUUGACCUCCAUUAUGACGCCAGUGAAGGACUUGGUCCUGGCGAAGGAAGGCAUCGACCUAGUGAGCUGCAACGACAUGCUGCAGAAGUCCAAGAAGGGGAAGCUGCCGAUUGUGACAGAGAGUGGCCUACUAGUUGCAAUGGUGUCCAGAACUGACAUCAAGAAGAAUGUCGAGUUCCCGAACGCCACAAAGGAUCCACUGAACAAGCAGCUGCUGGUGGCCGCUGCGAUUGGCACUCGCCCAGCAGACAGGGAUCGAGUGAAUGCACUUGUUUCCGCAGGAGUGGAUGCCAUUAUCAUCGACAGCAGCCAGGGAGACAGCGUUUUCCAGCAUGAGAUGGUCAAAUGGAUCAAAACAAAUCACCCGAACAUCCAGGUUGUGGCUGGCAACGUGGUGACGAAGCGCCAAGCGAAGCAUCUUAUUGAAUGUGGAGCGGAUGCCUUGCGCGUGGGUAUGGGUAUUGGAUCCAUUUGCACCACGCAAGAGGUGUGUGCUUGCGGCCGUGCCCAGGCCUCGGCUGUUUACAAUGUGGCGAAGCUGGCCAAGGUGUAUGAUGUCCCCAUCCUAGCCGAUGGUGGGAUUUCCAGCCCCGGGCACAUCGUCAAGGCCUUGAGUCUGGGCGCUGGAGCGGCCAUGUGUGGCAGUCUUCUGGCAGGCACUUCAGAGACCCCUGGUGAGUAUUUCUACUCUGAAGACGGCAAGCGCCUGAAACGCUACCGUGGUAUGGGCUCGAUCGAUGCCAUGAAGAAGGGCUCUGACGACAGAUACUUUGGCACAGCCGCAGCAAUCAAAGUGGCACAGGGCGUGUCCGGCACUGUGCAAGACAAGGGCAGCAUCCACAGAUAUAUCCCGUACCUGACUCAAGGCAUCAGACACGGGAUGCAGGACAUUGGUGCGCAAAGCGUGCAGCAAGUCCAAUCGAUGCUGCAGGAUGGCCAGUUGCGCUUUGAGCUGCGGUCCGCAGCGGCGCAGCGGGAGGGCGGAGUGCAUGGAUUGCAUAGCUUCGAGCGAAAGCUCUUUGACUCCUGAGUUGGACAGCCCUCUCUUCCGUUUCUUUAGCAACGAUGGUGUCAGCAUAAUCUUUGGAUGUUCGACUUGAUAGUGGCGUCGAUUUCUGCUACGAAC